Phytophthora infestans T30-4 is the source of this 498-nucleotide messenger RNA. RefSeq lists its product as uncharacterized. The record is from RefSeq and is a predicted model, not a curated record. Lineage: Eukaryota; Oomycota; Peronosporomycetes; Peronosporales; Peronosporaceae. The transcript has a single exon. Bases 1 to 474 code for a protein of 157 amino acids.
AUGAGCAGCAUCGUCGGACGCCUGCAGGCUCGCGUGCAGCGCUGGCACCUGCUAGGACGCUACUACGUCAAUAAGUGGCACUACGAUGGGUCCAAGUGGGUGGAUCGCGUGUGGUACGGCCAAGGAAGUACGGGAAACGGACCUCAAGUGGCCUCUGUAGCCUUUAUGAUCACGCGCAGCAUGAGGCAGCAGCUUCUGGACGCUGGUUUUCCUCCUUCUGCCAUCUCGACGCUGCAACCAGCGGCAGCACAAAAGAUCAUCACAGAAAAGAUCACAUUUGUGCAGUUUGAGGAAUUGCAGAAGCAGCAACAGGUGGAGCAGGCAGCCGAGACAGCAAAGCAAGCUUUGAAGCAGGAGGAGCAGAGCGCACUGGUGGCGACGACGGAAGCAGAGCAGGAACAUGAGCAGACCACACUGACAGCGGCGCUUGUUGUGCAGCAAGAGAAAAUAGAGAAAGAAGAAGGGAAAUUGUAGUAAAUGUGGUUGAACCAUUGCAAA